UCAUCAACUGUCAGUCAGUCAUAUAACGUCGGUGUUUCUGCAGGUGCUAGACGCGGUGGUGCAUUGGUGUAAUAAGAGUCUAAAAUAAAUAUUUAAAGAUGGCUUCAGCUACAGCUACCUAUGGACAGAAGGAGUCCUCAGACCAGAACUUUGACUACAUGUUCAAGAUCCUCAUCAUUGGAAACAGCAGCGUGGGCAAGACCAGCUUUCUGUUCCGCUACGCUGACGACUCCUUCACGCCGGCCUUCGUCAGCACGGUGGGUAUCGACUUCAAGGUGAAGACGAUCUACAGGAAUGACAAGAGGAUCAAGCUACAGAUCUGGGAUACGGCAGGGCAGGAGAGGUACAGGACUAUCACCACCGCUUACUACCGCGGAGCCAUGGGCUUCAUCCUCAUGUAUGACAUCACCAAUGAGGAGUCUUUUAACGCUGUGCAGGACUGGUCAACCCAGAUCAAGACUUACUCUUGGGACAACGCGCAGGUCCUGCUGGUGGGAAACAAGUGUGACAUGGAGGACGAGAGGGUGGUGGCAGCAGACCGGGGUAGGCAGCUCUCUGAACACUUGGGGUUCGAGUUCUUUGAGGCCAGUGCCAAGGACAACAUCAAUGUGAAGCAGACGUUCGAGCGGUUGGUGGACAUCAUCUGCGAAAAGAUGUCUGAGAGCUUGGACGCCGCCGACCCAGCCAUCACAGGGGCCAAACAAGGGCCCCAGCUUACCGAGCAGCCCGCAGCCCCCCAACAGGACUGUGCAUGCUAAAGCUUAACGAUCCCCCACAUCAACCCAUCCUCAGGUCCCCUCACCCUCACCCUCACAAUCCCCACUCACCCAUCUCACCCCAAAUGAACCUAUCACUCCAUACGGGUGAAUGGGUGAAGUUCACUCUGUUUUUCCCAUGAUCCUCUUGUGCCCUCUGCACCCUUUACUCUGGUUGUCACUAGUUACCACAGACACAAAGUCAUAAUUAUGGCUAAACCCCACUUAUUUCUACAAUGUAAAUUCUUCAAAUCUGAUUUUUAACCUAACCUUAAUCACACUGCUAACCUUAUGCUUAACUCAAACCUUAAAUUAAGACCAAAAAGCUUCUUUUUUAAAAUCAUACAUUUUAUUAGCCAAUUUUGUCUUUGUGACUGUGGUAACUAAAUCAAAUCUAAUUUUAUUUGUCACAUGCGCCGAAAACGGGUGUAGACCUUAUAGUAAAUGCUUACUUACAAGCCCUGUAUAGCGAGGCUGUAUACAGGGGGUACCGGUACAGAGUCAAUGUGCCGGUUGACUCUGUACCGCCCCCUGUAGGUAGGGGCGGCAGGGUAGCCUAGUGGUUAGAGCGUUGGACUAGUAACCGGAAGGUUGCAAGUUCAAACCCCCGAGCUGACAAGGUACAAAUCUGUCGUUCUGCCCCUGAACAGGCAGUUAACCCGCUGUUCCUAGGCCGUCAUUGAAAAUAAGAAUUUGUUCUUAACUGACUUGCCUGGUUAAAUAAAGGUUAAAUAAAGGUAAAAUAAAUAAAAAAUUAAAGUGAAUAUGCAUGGAUAAUAACAAAGAGUAGCAGCAGCGUAUGGGGGGGCAAUGCAAAUAGUCUGGAUAGCCAUUUGAUUAGAUGUUCUGGGAUAUUAUGGCUUUGGGGUAGAAGCUGUUUAGAAGCCUCUUGGACCUAGACUUGACACUCCAGUACCGCUUGCUAUGCGGUAGCAGAGAGAACAGUCUGUAGCAGAGAGAACAUUUACAUUUACAUUUAAGUCAUUUAGCAGACGCUCUUAUCCAGAGCGACUUACAAAUUGGUGCAUUCAGGGUGGCUGGAGUCUUUGACAAUUUUUAGGGUCUGCCUCUGACACCGCCUGGUAUAGAGGUCCUGGAUGGCAGGAAGCUUGGCCUCAGUGAUGUACUGGGACGUACGCACUACCCUCUGUAGUGCCUUGCGGUCGCAGGCCGAGCAGUUGCCAUACCAGGCCGUGAUGCUCUCGAUGGUGCAGCUAUAAAACCUUUUGAGGAUCUGAGGACCCAUGCCAAAUAUUUUCAGUCUCCUGAGGGGAAUAGGUUUUGUUGUGCCCUGUUCACAACUGUCUUGGUAUGCUUGGACCAUGUUAGUUUGUUGUUGAUGUGGACACCAAAGAACUUGAAGCUCUCAACCUGCUCCACUACAGCCCCUGAGAAUGAGGGUGUGCUCAGUCCUCCUUUUCCUGUAGUCCACAAUCAUCUCCUUUGUCUUGAUCACGUUGAGGGAGAGGUUGUUGUCCUGGCACCACACGGUCAGGUCUCUGACCUCCUCCCUAUAGGCUGUCUCGUUGUUGUCAGUGAUCAGGCCUACCACUGUUGUGUCAUCUGCAAACUUAAUGAUGGUGUUGGAGUCGUGUCUGGCCGUGCAGUCAUGAGUGAACAGGGAGUACAGGAGGGGAUUGAGCACACACCCCUGAGAGGCUCCCGUGUUGAGGAUCAGCGAGGCAGAUGUGUUGUUACCUACCCUUACCACCUGGGGGUGGCCCAUCAAGAAGUCCAGGAUCCAGUUGUAGAGGGAGGUGUUUAGUCCCAGGCCCCUUAGCUUAGUGUUGAGCUUUGAGAGCACUAUGGUGUUGAACGCUGAGCUGUAGUCAAUGAAUAGCAUUCUCACAUAGGUGAUCCUUUUGUCCAGGUGGGAAAGGGCAGUAUGGAGUGCAAUAGAGAUUGCAUCAUCUGUGGAUCUGUUAGGGUGGUAUGCAAAUUGGAGUGGGUCUAGGGUUUCUGGGAUAAUGGUGUUGAUGUGAGCCAUGAACAGCCUUUCAAAGCACUUCAUGGCUACAGACGUGAGCACUACGGGUCGGUUGUCAUUUAGGCAGGUUACCUUAGUGUUCGUGGGCACAGGGACUAUUGUGGUCUGCUUGAAACAUGUUGGUAUUACAGACUCCGACAGGGAGAGGUUGAAAAUGUCGGUAAAGACACUUGCCAGUUGGUCAGCGCAUGCUCUGAGUACAUGUCUUGGUAAUCCGCCUGGCCCUGCGGCCUUAUGAAUGUUAACCUGUUUAAAGGUCUUACUCACAUUGGCUGCGGAGAGCAUGAUCACACAUUCGUCCGGAACAGCUGAUGAUCUCAUGCAUGUUUCAGUGCCACAUCUGAUGAGCAUCGGAGCCGGUGUAGUACGAUUCGAUCUUUGUCCUGUAUUGACGCUUUGCCUGUUUGAUGGUUCGUCGGAGGGCAUAGCGGGAUUUCUUAUAAGCUUCCAGCUCCUUGAAAGUGGCAGCUCUAACCUUUAGCUCAGUGCGGAUGUUCCCUGUAAUCCAUGGCUUCUGGUUGGGGUAUGUACGCACAGUCACUGUGGGGACGACGUCAUCGAUGCACUUAUUGAUGAAGCCAGUGUCUGAUGUGGUGUACUCCUCAAUCCCGGAACAUAUUCCAGUCUGUGCUAGCAAAACAGCUUAACUCUGCUUCAUCUGACCACUUUUUUAUUGACUGGGUCACUAGUGCUUCCUGCUUUAAUUUUUGCUUGUAAGCAGGAGUCAGGAGGAUAUAAUUAUGGUCAGAUUUGCCAAAUGGAGGUCGAGGGAGAGCUUUGUACGCAUCUCUGUUUGUGGAGUAAAGGUGGUCUAGAGUUUUUUCCCUCUGGUUGCACAUUUAACAUGCUGGUAGAAAUUUGGUCAAACGGAUUUAAGUUUCACUGCAUUAAAAUCCCCGGCCACUAGCAGCGCCGCCUCUGGAUGAGCGUUUUCCUGUUUGCUUAUGGCGGUAUACAGCUCUUUGAGUGUGGUCUUAGUGCCAUCAUUUGUCUGUGGUGGUAUGUAGACAGCUAUGAACAAUUCAGAUGAAAACUCUAGGUAGAUAGUGUUGUCCACAGCUUAUCAUGAGAUACUCUACCUCAGGCGAGCAAAACCUUAAGAUUUUCUUAGAUAUUGUGCACCAGCUGUUGUUUACAAAUAUACAUACAUCGCCACCCCUUGUCUUACCAGAUGCUGCUGUUCUAUCCUGCUGAUACAGUGUAAAAUCCGCCAGCUGUAUGUUAUUUAUGUCGUCGUUCAGCCACGACUCGGUGAAACAUAAGAUAUUACCAUUUUUAAUGUCCCGUUGGUAGUUUAAUCUUGCUCGUAGGUCAUCAAUUUUAUUUUCCAAUGAUUGCAUGUUGGCCAAUAGAAUGGAUGACAGUGACAACUAGUGACAACUCUUUACUCUUCUCCUGAUUGUGGUCAUGAUGGAGUUCUCUAUCCAGAGUCUGUCCCAAAUCCUUAUCAUUGUUUACCUUUUUUUCUCUCAGAUUAAUGCUUUUCUGAUAUCAGCCUUUGUUGGGGACUGAUGGGAAUGCCAUAUUAAACUAUGUGUUGUCAUAAAAAGGUCAAUAAUUUUGAAAGAUUGUGUUGAUAUUGAAGCCUAGUACAUAUAUACUGGUCUUGUCCCUCCUCUCUGUGCGAAAUAUAAGUAAACAUAUUUAAUUUACAUCAGUCAUUGUUUUCUGUUGUCGUGUGUAUUUAUUAGAAUCCCCAAAUAGCUGCUGAGGCAGAGGCUCCUCUUCCUUGCCUCCAAAAAGGAGACAACAUAGAUUUUUUAACACCAUUUCUUAUUCCAGUCUCAAAUUUUUGUCCAAUCAGCUUUUAUUUUUGUAUACUGGUACCUCUUUCUUUUUUAAAGCUUUUCGUACAUAAAAAAAAACCUGUAAGGGAAUAACGAACACAUUAUAGAUGAGUUAAAAAAACACAGAGACACCUCUUUAUUUAUUUUUGUUUUACAUUUUUCUGUAAAUAAUAUGCAGUACAAGAUAUAUAUGGUAUACAUUUUUUUUUAAAUGUAUUUUUCUUUUAGUAUAAAGAAAAUAUCUAUGAAGAUGUAUCAAAAAUGAGAGAUCAAUGUUGUAUAUUUUCUCUGGAUCCAUUUAUAUAUUGUUUAAUUAAUUUAAUUGUCACCCCCCUUUAGCCCAUUUAGACAUAACUUCUCAGCUCCUACUAGCCCCUCAGAUAUGUACUAAUACACUCACUAAUAGCAGUAAAGAUGAAUGCUAGUUUGCAUGGAAAAAGGCUGAAGCCACAAAAGCAGAGCAUACUAUAGCUGCAGUGUGUCAGCAUCGUUCACCGUUUACAUCUGUUUCAAUUAUCUUGUUUCAAAUAUUUGGGAGAAAUAAUGAAUUGCAGUGUGCAUGUUACAUCAGGGGCAAUACUUACCUCAAUAUGACUUGAAAUAGGCUAAAUGAGACUGCACAAGUGAGAUAAGAUUAAAAAGAGAAAUCAUACUAUCACACAUCCUGUACAAUAACAUAGGUUUAAAAAAAAAGCUAUUUAGUAAACUUUCAUUUAGGGACGAAAAAUAUGAAUGACCUUUUGCCUCUUGUCUGUGAAUUGGUUAUUCAGUCCAAGGUCUCACUCCAGGCACGUUUCCAUCUAAAUGAGAGAAUAUUUUACUAAUUGUAUGUGAUCGAAACCACUAUCUCCCUUAAGCCUUUCAUUAUAUUAUACCAAUGGUUGUUUCAAUGGCCUUUACUAGAGAACGGAUGAGUGCGAAACAGUCACACAGGUAGAUCAGUCUUUCAAUCAUCUUCAAUAGAUGAAGAGGUCAAAUUUAUACUUCAUUGAGUCCCACCAAAGUUUUGAUGUGGUACGAUAAUGAUAAUUGUGUAACACUAAUAAUAGAAUAAUACUACUGUAGUAACAAUUACAAUAACAACAGUAUCGGAUCAUCGUGAACUUGAGUACCUUGCAGUUCAGUAUACAUUUUCAACAUUAUUUUCUAUACCACAUGGCUGUGAGUUCUCAGUAGUAUCCAGAGAUCCCCCUCUGUAAACUGUCCUCCUCCUUUCCGAUGCGGUCUUCCUUUCUAUGAAACAAACUGUAAAUACAUUUUAGUUACAGUAUAUAUGUUUAAUGUGUGGAUUGCAUUGUAUUGACUCCAGGCUUGCAAAACAAAAAGGGGAAAAAAAGCUGUAACUUUCGUUAUUACAAAGCAAUACAAUACAAAUAGCAAUUCUGUACUUGAUGAUUAAUAUAUUUAUUAUUUUUAAAGGUUUAGUACCUCAUGUUCAUUUGGAAAGUGUCGGGUCAGUUUGUUCUCACUGCUAUUUCUAGGUAGUAUAGAAUUGAAUUAGUGGAUUUAUUGCGUUUGUGGUGAGAAAUGUUGUAUCAGAGAUGGCACCAAAGUUUUAAAAAAAACAACUACAAACAUUUGACUCAAGUGUACAUUUUGAAAAGUACUAUAAGAGUAUUUUUGAGCUGAUGUUUUUAUUCUUUGCUUAGAAGGCAACCUUGUGUUUCCAAACCGACCAAUAAGGUUUGCGUUGUCAUGAAGGUAUUGUAAUUUUAGAAAAAGACCCAAAGUGUUGCUUGUUUUUGGAAUUUAUUUAAUCGUUUUGUUUGUGUUCUUUUUUUAAAUUAUGCAUCCACCAAACACUGUUCUGGAAAGUACUGUUGACUUGGUUUACAUGUACUUUUACUUUGUUUUUCAAUUGUGAGAAUACAACAACUAUUAUGCAGUAGUUUGUGUAAUAUAACAAAAAGGGAAUAUAGUGUCAAUGUUAAAUUGUGAACAUUACCAAAUCUACUGAACAUGUGGAAUUCAAUGACAAAAAUACAAGUUUGUGCUGUUACAAUA
Messenger RNA from Oncorhynchus nerka (sockeye salmon), 6533 nucleotides. It is a transcript of the gene rab3ab, whose product is annotated as RAB3A, member RAS oncogene family, b. The transcript has 5 exons. Gene Ontology annotation, biological process: regulation of exocytosis; regulation of synaptic vesicle fusion to presynaptic active zone membrane; maintenance of presynaptic active zone structure. The record is from RefSeq and is a predicted model, not a curated record. Lineage: Eukaryota; Metazoa; Chordata; Actinopteri; Salmoniformes; Salmonidae. Gene Ontology annotation, cellular component: synaptic vesicle membrane; plasma membrane; axon. Gene Ontology annotation, molecular function: myosin V binding; GTP binding; GTPase activity. The coding region runs from base 99 to 758 and encodes 219 amino acids.